AUGAGUACCGAAGGAGGCCCGACUGCGAUCCGUGUGUCCUGUUCUUUGAACAUGAACGAUUUACAAAGUCAGAACAGUUUCGAUUUUGUACCAAAGUCUGAUUAUAACGAGAACUGGCAUCUGGAAAAUAAAUAUCUUUUUCAUAAUCAACAAUUCCUAGAAGGGGAAAAAUACGAGGUAGAUCACAGCUGCUGCGCGCGAGAUCAUAUAACGUGCAACGCUUAUCCACAUUUGAGGGAUAAACACGGAUUCAAACCGGACGGAAAUACUUUGAAUGAGAAAUCAAGCGACCGGAAAUACGACGAGGAAUCGAUCGAUCACUCGUUGCCGGGUAUCAUCCACGAGGCUACGAGCUCCGAUUGGAAAUGGAGAAAUCCUUACAGCAUUUCCGAUCUACAUCGAUCGAAUCGAUGGAAACACAAUAAUUUCGUUUCGGGGAACGACUUUUCCACGAAUCCGUUGCGGGACGCGUGUAACAAAAUAGAGAAUCGCUACGAGGAUUCUGGUAAAAGCGACGCGAAAUCGAACUACUUCCACAAUUUUCGAGAAUAUCUGGUCAACUAUCAAGAAUCAUGCGGCGUUCCACGGACAGAAUAUUCUUUCUCGGCUCUUAUCAAGAUAAUGGGCCAAGCAACUGGUCGAUCUCUUCUCGCUCUGUUAUACGUGAUGCUGAACAUCAUACCUGUCGUAGAGGUGCUCCUAUACAUAUUGCGAUUCAUUUUGGACAAAGUGGACAGUAUAAGGAAGAGCAGGGACUUCCGGCAAGCAAUGAUACGAUGCUUCGUAUUCACGAUGGAAUUAUUCAGUGUGUACAUAUGCUUAACAUUUAUAUUCGGUUUUAUCGUCUUACCGAUCUUGCAGAUGGUAAUCGGUAUAUCGGCAAAGAUCAUGCUCUACAAUUAAUCCCGAUGACUGUCGUUUCGUACGAUAGAAGGAUGUUGAUUAGCAAUCCGUUAUAGCAGGCAUUACGUGUAAAUAUUGAGAACUGUUUGCUCGUGUAUAAUUGAAAAAUCUUUUCGGACAAAUAUUAAUUUUCAUUUCUGUUAAUAGAGCGCGUAUAUCAAUAACGAAGUUUUAAUUUAUUUUCAGAAUUAUACACCGGCGAGUAUAUCUCUUUUAUUAUGUUUAUGUUGCUCGUAUUUUCCGUUGUACGAUUGUCUUUUAUACGAUUAUUCAUAUAUGUGUCUUUUUUUAUACGAUUCUAUCGAUGUUAUGUGUACAAAGCCACUGUUUUUAUACAGCGAUAUUAAAGAUGGAAAUAAUAACGAAAACGCUUGUUGUAUAUUCGGUGCAAUUUUAUUAAAAAAUGUCGUGUCGACGGCAUGUAUUUGCAAGCGAAUAUUCUUUCUCUUUUUAACAGAUAGGUAUAAAAUCCUUUUACUGUCGAGUUAUACAGGAUAUCACUUGAGAAUGUACUUUAAAACUACACGAGUCUCUUUGAUCUUUACGCUCCAUAUUCGCUAACUGGUCACGUGUUCUUUAGUUCAACCAUGACGCGAGGAAACGAAUACGACACUACGUUGUUAGUUUUAUACAACGAACGCAAGAAGAGUUUACUAGUUGCUACAAAGAGAAUGAAACCUCAAUUCCUGUUGAUUCCGACGAUUUACACUUUGUACGAGUAUCUGAAUAUUAAUUUGACAGUCUCAUUGAUUCGAAGCGUGCUGCUCAAGGCGAAGAAAAUAAGGGGUGUGCAAAAGUAUCAUUUUCUCUACGACGCCUCGGAUUAAAAUGCAAACGCGAGAUGAAACCGUUUCGUGGAAGAAAUAGUGGAAUGUCCAUCGUUGAACGAAACAAUGCUUCCG
This is a messenger RNA of Colletes gigas, 1805 nucleotides long. RefSeq lists its product as uncharacterized. The coding region runs from base 1 to 903 and encodes 300 amino acids. Lineage: Eukaryota; Metazoa; Arthropoda; Insecta; Hymenoptera; Colletidae. The record is from RefSeq and is a predicted model, not a curated record. The transcript has 4 exons.